AUGCUGAAGCAUAUGAGUGGCACUUUUAAGGAGAAAUCGAGAUUUUCUCUUGCUUUUCGCUCUACCGAGAAGUCGUCAUUGCUCCCAUUUUCAUCAUUGGUUUGGCCUGGUUUCUGCACCAAUCCUGUCUCAUACAUCGCUUCCCACAAUACCACCAUUGUCCAAUGUCACGGUCGUCGUCGCAUUUAUGGCCGAGGCUCCCGAGCUGAAAUCAAUUGCUUGAAGCGAGGGAUUGUAACCAAUCGUCAACAUCCUCCUCCUCCUCAUCCUUUGUUUCAUUGCAAUGAAGUUCGGCCCGGAGUGUUCUGGAUAGAGGAAAAGUAUUUCGAUUCUUGGAAUCGGGCCAACGUGUUCUUCCUUGUCGGAUCUGAUCGUGAUCUUUUGACUGACACUGGCGUGGGAAUAUUUAAUCUACGCGAGUUCCUCCACGCGAAGGGACUCCGCCACCGGGAAACAAUGAAGCCCAUGGACGUGGUCUUGACUCAUAUCCACUUUGAUCACUCAGGUGGGGUGCAUCAUUUUCAAGACGAGGGGAAAAUCCAUGAGAGGGUGGAAAUAAAAAUUCAUGAGCUCGAGGCAAAGCACUUGAGUCACCCCCUGAAAACCGCCUCAUGGGUCAUGAACCACGAGGUUUGGCCCAAGCCAUCCCCUCAGUGGAAUGCUCAAUCGUAUAAGGUGCAGGGUGUGGCAAAUGUUAGUCCUCUUCAAGACGGGAAGACAAUACAUUUGGGAGACAAAACGUUUCAGGUGCUACACGUUCCGGGUCAUUCUCCAGGGAGUAUUGCUCUAUUUGACGAAAACCAUGGCAUUCUUCUGACAGGAGAUACCUUAUACCAAACAGAUCAGGAACUAAUUGACUGGUAUCCAGGAAGUUCAUGUAAACGGCUUGAGCAUAGUCUCUUCCGAUUGCAUGAGCUCAUUCCAUCGGUGGAUCUCAUCUUACCGGGUCACAACGCCGUCCUGUACAAGCGGGACAUCAUGCUUCAGUGCAUCGAUCGGCAUCUUUCGAGACGGAGCUGGUCGAGAACAUUCGCCAAAACGAUGAUCUCAAAACCUAGAGCCAUCGCGUUGUUAGGUGCCAACCACUACGUAGUGGCCCUUCCGGAGGCUUUGAGAGAAAUGCUGCAAACAUAAUUCUCAUACCAAACCUAAAUACAUGCCCUUGCUCCAAUUUUUGGUGUUUUUCGUCACCUCAGUAUCUAACUUGGAAAUAAACCUGCAAGAGAUUCAUUGAA
This is a messenger RNA of Tigriopus californicus, 1235 nucleotides long. Its product is annotated as acyl-coenzyme A thioesterase MBLAC2-like. The transcript has 3 exons. Lineage: Eukaryota; Metazoa; Arthropoda; Copepoda; Harpacticoida; Harpacticidae. The coding region runs from base 1 to 1134 and encodes 377 amino acids. The record is from RefSeq and is a predicted model, not a curated record.